Protopolystoma xenopodis is the source of this 603-nucleotide messenger RNA. NCBI's taxonomy places the organism in Eukaryota, Metazoa, Platyhelminthes, Monogenea, Polystomatidea, Polystomatidae. The record is from the annotation of a GenBank genome assembly.
AUGGUAAAAUAUGACACGCCCAUUCUAGUAACAAAAAAUACAGACAAAAAACAUCAAAGGGCUAAAACUUUAAAAGCUACUGUUUGUGGGCAAGGUGUAGAAGAAUGCCCUGUACCCUUACCACCACCAAAGGGAAAAGCUUUCCUUGGCGAAACAAAACCGACACAACAAACUGAAGAAAUUUUGAAUUCGAUUCUUCCUCCUAGAGAAUGGACGGAAAAUGGUCAAUUAUGGGUACAGCAAGUUUCAAGCACCCCUGCCACUAGACUUGACGUUGUCAACUUACAAGAGGAACUCGACAGAAGGUUGCAACAAAGACAGGCUAGAGAGACUGGCAUUUGUCCUGUUCGACGCGAACUUUAUUCGCAGGUUUUUGACGAACUAAUCAGGCAAGUUACAAUAAAUUGUGCCGAGCGGGGUCUGUUGCUACUUCGUGUUCGAGACGAGAUUCGCAUGACUAUUGCAGCUUAUCAGACUUUGUACGAAUCUAGUGUGGCCUUUGGUAUGCGUAAGGCUCUGCAGGCCGAACAAGGCAAAGCAGAUAUAGAUAGAAAGCGGGUCAGUUUACUGACACGUUGGAUUAAAUUGCACCUUAAAUUUUAA